AUGCCAGUAUCUGUAUACGCUAAGUUGAAGUUCUUUUUUGUAGAAUUGAAAUUGGGAUCAACACCGAUCUUUGGCGGUAGCAUGAGCUAUCGAGUAGCCCAGAAUGAUGGUGUGGACCUACCGAACGUGUAUCAGCGAUCCCGCGACUCGACUGGAAACUACGGCAACAAUGUAGCGAUUGCGACCUCCACUCCGUUCGUUAGAAGUAAAAGUGAUCUGAAUUUAGCAGCCAACGAUUCUGUUAGUGAUUCGAGUGGUUACAUCGAUCCGGACACGUUUCGACCCGCAAAGAGAAAAGACAUGAUUCCGAAACCAACCCAACGAAUUCGAUCGAACAUAACAUCAGCUCCACCUAUUCCGCCCCGAUUUAUCACAGAUUCCAAUAACAAUGGGGACAUGGCUACUAAUUUAGCUGGUUCGGAUUAUAGUCCAUAUGACUUUUCGAAAAGCAUCGCAGAGUCAGCAAUGGAUAUUUCCCUGUUGACCGCCAAUGCAAACCAAUUGAGAUUGCUGAUAACCUACAAUCAGGGAUCGCAGACCUAUACAGCUUGUAUCACGUUCGUAAUAAUGUCCCUGGUUUUACAGAUGUUUGUGGCCGUCACCAUGAUCAUUGUUUCGUUAAUGAAACAAAAUCUUCAUGAAACAACACGACAAAAACUAAAAAUUUUCACGUCUGUCGGCGUUGCCAUUAUAACGAUGAUCAACAUAUUGGUGGCCUCGCUGGUAGUUGCAGAGCAGCCAACAAAUGGUACAAGAUCUGUUUUAAUGCUAGAAUCACUUCCUUCUUCGCUUGUUACUGAGGGUACCACUGCUACAACUAUGGCUGCGACUAUGGCGACGACUAUGGGUACAACUAUGGGUACAACUGUUAGUAGCACAACAGCAGUGCCAGUAGAGGUAAUGUGA
Molecule: messenger RNA, 906 nt
Organism: Topomyia yanbarensis
Lineage: Eukaryota; Metazoa; Arthropoda; Insecta; Diptera; Culicidae
Exons: 2
Coding region: 1-906 (301 amino acids)
Biological process (GO): cell adhesion; tissue regeneration
Cellular component (GO): membrane
Source: RefSeq, a predicted model, not a curated record